Molecule: messenger RNA, 2426 nt
Organism: Paramacrobiotus metropolitanus
Lineage: Eukaryota; Metazoa; Tardigrada; Eutardigrada; Parachela; Macrobiotidae
Product: cytochrome P450 2B4-like
Exons: 12
Coding region: 392-2104 (570 amino acids)
Biological process (GO): xenobiotic metabolic process
Cellular component (GO): cytoplasm; intracellular membrane-bounded organelle
Molecular function (GO): heme binding; iron ion binding; oxidoreductase activity, acting on paired donors, with incorporation or reduction of molecular oxygen, reduced flavin or flavoprotein as one donor, and incorporation of one atom of oxygen
Source: RefSeq, a predicted model, not a curated record
AAAUCUGUAGUAAUACUAGACUGUACGCAUAUCUGCCAAACAGUUUUAGUAUAAAAGUUGGGUAAAAAACAGGCUUAUCUAAAAUGUUAACGUUUUCACCGUAUGUAUAAUUUCAAACGGUUUCUGCUUUCAGUCGUGAGACAAUACGUCUGUCUGCCUUAGUGUCAUAAAAAUUGUUUUUUAAAAACUACUAGCAUUGAAUGUUGUAAGGCAUAUCCCCGAUUCUACACGCGCCAUUCAACGUUUAAAAGCUGCCUAAGCGACGUUAAAAAAGUGCGUACCGUAGAAUCGGGAUCCUGAUUGCUUUUCGCGAAACCAAAGAUUCUAGUUUUGUCGACCGGAGCCCGUGCAUCGAGGAAACGAAAUUACGACAAAUCUGCUAUCCUCUCCUAUGUCUUUACUAUUAUUUAAUAACAUAACAUUUCCUGCUUAUAUACUGCAAUGUGGUGCCAUUUGUGCGACCGCUGUUCCCGCAACUGUCAGAUCUAAUACGAGCAUAACCCAUAUGCACAACGAUAUAAGGUCAUUGUUGGAGUCUGGCACAAACCGGCUUAUAUGGACUGGAUGGGGUUUUUUUCACUGGAGUUUAUUUAAAUGGAUCAUCACGUGCUCAUCUUUAUGCAUUUUAGUAUUUUUUCUUAUUUUAACUUGGCAAUAUGUCUGCAUUCUGGUGCAACGAUAUUUUGGAAGACUCCCUAACGGACCGUUUCCGCUGCCACUUGUCGGUACCGUUGGUAUCGAUCGGGCACAACCAUUCAAAACCUUCGAAGAAUUCGCUAAGCGCUACGGUGGAUUGUAUAGUUGUUAUUUAGGAUCGGAUCUGACAAUUGUUAUAGCUGAUGCAAAUCUGCUACGAAAAGCAUUUCGCGAUAUACGUUUUGCCGGACGACCUAAAGUUACCGAUCACUACUUAGGCCUCAAAGUGGAAAAUGGCCCGGUUUUGUCUGAGGGUAACAUUUGGAAAGAACAGCGGCACUUUUCCAUACAAGCACUGCGUGAAUUUGGUUUUGGAAAACGCAUAGUUGAAGAAUACAUCGAAAUCGAAAUUGGCAACUCCCUACAGACACUUGCAAAUUAUGAAGGAGAACCGCUGGAUAACAGCAUGUUUUUUGCAAAGGCAUUUGGGAACAUCAUAUCAUAUCUGCUAUUCAGCACCGAUUUUCACAGCGAAGAUCCGCGCUUUAAAGAAUGUGCCGAUAUUAUUGCUGUGAAUUUCCAAGAGCUGGCCAACGCAUCGACACUGGAUUUUUAUCCCUGGUUGCGCUUUGUACCACCCUUUCGAGCCGGCUUCAACGAGACGAAAUCCCGUUUUGUCAAGAUAUUCGGUAUUGUGGAGGAGCUGCUGGAACAGCAUAAGAAAACAUUCGAUGCACAACAUCCCCGAGAUUAUAUCGAUGCUUUCCUGCGCGUGCAAAUUGCUGACGAUAGCGGCUGCUUUAGUGGGGAACAACUUGUGCGCAAUGUAUAUGAUUUGUAUGCCGCUGGCUUUCAGUCAACAACGAUAUUUCUGCAAUGGGCGAUGCUGUACAUGAUAUGCUACCCCGAGGUACAACAGCAAAUCCAACGGGAAAUUGACGAGGUCAUCGGGGAAAAAGCUAUCACCUUUGCGGAUAAAAUAAGUCUUCCUUAUACGGAUGCCACAAUGCAAGAAAUAUUCCGCUGUGCUAACUUUGGACCAUUUCUGAUGCCUCACAAAACCACAGAAAAAGUUGAAUUUGAGGGUUACAUAAUUCCUAAAGAUACUACUGUGUUUGGUUUUGCCUGGUACUGCAUGAAAGACCCCAAGUUGUGGUCGAAUCCCGAAAAAUUCCAACCCGAAAGACUACUGACCAACAAUGGAAAGGUCGACCAUUUGAAAACCGAGAAUAUAAUGCCAUUUUCAGUUGGAAAACGAGCUUGUCCCGGAGAAGGCUUCGCCCGUCACGAAAUUUUCAUCUUUUUCGCUUCGAUCUUACAGCAUUUCGUUAUCGCGGCAGAGGGUGAAAAUAUCAUACCGUCUUUGGAACCUAUUGAUGGCGAAGCACUAACGCCGCACCCAUACAAAAUGCGAGCAAUUCCUCGGCAAAAGCAAAGUAUCCACCAUCCUCACUGUAGAAAUGAGUGAACCUAAUCCCGGAAUCUCUUAUUGAUGCACAACGAGAAGGAUAGAUAGCCAAAUAGGAAUGCAGUAAUUUAUUGACACCGUUCGCAACUUUUUUACGGGAAACGCAUUUACAGCUCAGUUUUGAAUGAUAAAGUUUAAUUUUUUCGGUCCACCAAAUUAGAAAAGGAUCUCAAAAUGGAGCAGCUGCAAACUGUGAUAAUUAUAACUGCCAAUAGCUCUGCAGGAGCAAGAUUUUGUUCACCUGAAUUUCGGCUUCCAGCUGUAUUAAAAUAUCCUAAACAAACUCUCUUUUUACGACCAAUGAUCAUAUACGGUAUUCUUA